AUGGCGGACUUGGCAGCCGCGUCGGGCCUCGACAAGCAGGUCCUCGUGUUCCUGCGCGACAAAGGGGUCACCAACUCAGGCGUGCUGUUCCACCUGUUCGAGGACAGAUGGAGAAUCCCGACAACACUGGCCCCGCUUCGCACCGGAGUCAAGAUCCGCACCGACGAACUGAAGCUCGAUGAUGUGGGCACCGACGUCGCGGCCGCGGUCCUUGAGCACAUGAUCGACGAGGUCGCAGCGAUCAGGGCCAGGCAGAUGACAGCGGCGUCUCCGGCCCCCGUCUCUUCGUCAUCCCCAGCAACAGGGGCAGCCACAAUUGCGGAACAACAAAAAGCCCCAGAUCAGUUACCCAAGGGCUACUGGGCGAAGAGAGUCAAAGAGUUCGAGUCGGAGCAGAUCGAGGGUCGCAACCGCAGCUUUCCGGUGCAUCUGCUGGUUGGAGCAGAAGAAACGCUUGCGAGAAUGGUGUACGAGAAGGAGGCAUGGGCUAAGUCCGACGACCGGUUCUCCGAUUCGUUGAGAUUGGACGCCUCCGGUUCCCUGGUUCGCAGAGACAAGAAAAUCCCGGAGCCCCAGAAGGCCCUUGCGAUGCUUUCGAAUCUGUUCGUUGGGCGAUGGUCUUCGCAAGGUGUGGAGAAGAAUUCAAUUCGUGAUCGAGAUAUACCACAAAUACGAGAGUAUUAUCGAAAAACAUCAUGGGACCUCGCAAUGCACAUGCGUGCCGCGGGCUCUUUCCAGGAGGGCGUCGAGAAGAUCAUCACGAGCACCGAGCGGCGUGACGCAUUGGCCUGCUGGAUGCCACCCGACGGAAAAGGCAAGGGCAAGGUUUUUGCAAGUUUGGCAGGUUGUGCAAAGUUUAGCCACGUUCAGCCACAGACAACGCCGACGCAGCAGGCGACGCCCAACACGACUGUACUCGCGAGCCAAGUGUUUCCACCCGCCCCGUCGAUUCAGAAGUCGUGGGGAACGGAGCGGGAAGCUUGCCACGACCCGUCAUCCCCCCUCGGCAAGUUGAGGUUCCAGCUGCCUCACUCCAGCAAGCCGCAGACCGUGCAAUCACACACGUGUGAUACUCCCAUUGCUCUGUUGUCGUUCUUCGACGGCAUUGGGAGCGCGCGUCAGUCGAUGAUUGACUUGCAGAUCGAGCCGAUAGUGUCUUGGUCGUGGGAGUUGGACCCAGAGUGCAAUCAGGUGGUUGGACAAAGACAUCCCAAGACGGUGCUUCAAGGCGAUGCGCUGUCCGCAGACCCGCAGAAGGCGGUGGCAGCUCUACAAGAGCAAUGCCCACCAGGAACGUUCGUGACCGUCGCAUGCGCUCCUCCAUGCCCGGAUUUUUCCCGGAUCAAGGGAUGGUGGCAUAGCUUCCGAAAGAUCUGCCCGUUCAAAUUCGCUUUGCUGCUCGAGAACGUGACGAUGUCGAAGGAGACACAAGGUACGCUGGAUUGGCUCUUGGACAUCAAGUCGUUCGUGUGCGAUGCAGCUUCUUUCGUUCGGGCUGAUCAGCCGCCCUCGAUUGUGGUGGUCGACACACAUCACGCCUCCUGA
Molecule: messenger RNA, 1545 nt
Organism: Symbiodinium sp. CCMP2592
Lineage: Eukaryota; Dinophyceae; Suessiales; Symbiodiniaceae
Source: the annotation of a GenBank genome assembly